AUGAAGGUUCUGUGGAAAUGCUUAAUUACCUGUUGCAUAUUCCUAUCGCGAAAUAGAAAUAGAAAUUUCAUAAAAUGCAAAAAUUUGAAAAAUAUUCACCUGUUUGACAUGUAUACAAGUUGGAACGAUAAUCGCGCAUACAGUGGUAGUAGUGGUAAUAGUAGUAGUAGUAGUGGUAGUAGUAGUAGUGGAAUGAAGACAUCUUGUGAUCGAAAAAGGAAAUUGAAUAGGAUACAAAAAUAUGCUAUGAUAUUACCCCGCAUGGGGAAAUUUAAUAUGCACGAGUACAGGAACCGUAUCACAAAACGACUAUUCACAAUUAAGCCUCAUAACAAACCUGUUAAGAGUGACACCAUAGAACCAUCUAUAAGUGUUAAGAAACACAUGAGAACUAAAUAUAACUUAGGGAACGCUAAUUAUAGAAUACAAAAAGAAUUACACAACUUUUUAAAAAAUCCACCCAUUAAUUGUACUAUAGAUGUGCAUCCAAAUAAUAUCAGAAUUUGGAUUGUUAAAUAUGUAGGUUUGGAAAAUACUAUAUAUGCUAAUGAAGUAUACAAACUUAAAAUUAUUUUUCCUGAUGAUUAUCCAUUAAAGCCACCCAUUGUAUAUUUUUUACAAAAACCACCUAAGCAUACGCAUGUUUAUUCUAAUGGAGACAUAUGUUUAAGUUUACUUGGUGAUGAUUAUAAUCCUAGUUUGUCUAUCUCUGGUUUAGUAUUAUCCAUUAUAUCUAUGUUAUCAUCAGCAAAAGAAAAAAAACUUCCCAUUGAUAACUAUACACAUGCAGAUGCGAAGCCGGGAAGCAAUCAAAACAAUUUUCUUUAUCACGAUGACAAAUGCUGA
Messenger RNA from Plasmodium gonderi, 846 nucleotides. RefSeq names its product ubiquitin-conjugating enzyme E2. The record is from RefSeq and is a predicted model, not a curated record. The transcript has a single exon. The coding region runs from base 1 to 846 and encodes 281 amino acids. Lineage: Eukaryota; Apicomplexa; Aconoidasida; Haemosporida; Plasmodiidae.